AUGGAAUUUGCGACUUAUUCUCAAAGGCUUGAGGCUAAAACCCAUUUGAUAACUGAAUAUAAAGCAUUUAAAGAACAAGAACAGAUGCCAACUAACAUAGUACAAAUAAAUGAUUGUUUUGAAGAGGAAGAAAAUGUGUUAUUAGCUACAAUGUAUGAACCUAUUCAAGAAUCCAAUACUAACAAUGAAAUUCAGGCUUAUCUCACAUUACCAAGAAUUCCAAGUACUCAAUAUUAUUUAACAUGGUGGAAUAGCCAGCGAUCAAAUUUUUCUACAUUAAGUAAAAUCGCACAAAAAUACUUGAUAAAA
This is a messenger RNA of Racocetra persica, 309 nucleotides long. NCBI's taxonomy places the organism in Eukaryota, Fungi, Glomeromycota, Glomeromycetes, Diversisporales, Gigasporaceae. The record is from the annotation of a GenBank genome assembly.